UAUUCUUUCAAACAUCUAGAAACGAAAAACAAGAGUCAUACUUUUUUAGAAAAUGUCAGAAGUCACAUGGUACAAACAGAGAAGAGUAAAAAUUUCGUAACAAAAACAAAUCGACGUUCUCUUAUCACGACGAUGGACAAUUAAAGGCACGCAUAAAUUCGAUUUCAACAGCAUUGCAACCAUAAACAUUCAAGAUGAAGCUGGAUGGUUUGAGGAAGAUGCAAGAUGACUUGGUGAAGGUCAUCGAGCGAGAUGAUACCAGCACUGUGACAAGUGACUCCGAUGAGACCAUCGCUCGUGGACCCAAAACCCUGCGAGAAACCUUGGAUGAUGUCAUACACUCUCAGAAAUUCAUGGUUUUCAUCAUUGUGCUAGUUGUGUUGGAUUGCCUCAUGGUCAUUGCAGAGCUUUUAUUUGACCUGGAGAUUGUGAAGUUGGGAGAGGAACAUCAUUAUAUCCCGAAGAUCUUUCACUAUGGAAGCCUUGGUAUCCUGUCUCUCUUCCUCAUUGAAAUUGGACUGCGUAUAUUUGUCCUUCGGCUUGAUUUCUUCAAACACAAGUUGGAGCUGUUUGAUGCUGUUGUUGUCAUUGUUUCGUUUAUUCUGGACAUUGUGUUUCGUGACAACGAAGAUGCUGCCACAGGUGUUGGGCUUCUCAUCAUUCUUCGGUUAUGGAGAGUUACAAGAAUUGUGAAUGGUAUAGUAUUGUCUGUGCAGAAGCAGGCGGAGAAGAAAAUCGAGAGAGAGAAACAUCUGCGGGAAGAGUGUGAGCAGGAGCUGGCCAAGUUCCGCGAAUACUGCAUGGCACAAGAGGCAGAGAUCGAGGUCCUUCAGGGUCUUCUGCACAAACACAACAUCGAGUUCACCACAAACAAAAUCACGCGGCCGGAGAGCAGGGUCCAAGUGGAUGUGGUCGCUGAGGUCAACAGUAUGACGGCUGUGGCAGAGACGGACAUACCGCUGUCUCCUUCACAGCCUGGUGAACAAGAGAUUUCUCUUUCUUCCGGAGACAAUGUUACUGAUGCAGUUGUUGUAGUUUAACACACUUUGCAGUCACACAGCCAGCAGUACAAAAUACCCCCGUCUGGUCACCCAGCUUGGAGAAUGAUUGCAACAGACUUUUUGGACCUGUGGCAGAACUUCGCCAAGUGACCGGAACGGAUAAUUUUCACUGUCACAUUAUUGUGGCAAGUGACCGCAAAGUGUUUAAAUCACAUCAAGCCCUCCCCCUUCCUCUGUUUAUUCAAAGUCUGUUACAGAAUUAUCUUACAUUUUAAUAUUUUAUGUUAUGUGUCUGUUAUGAUGUAAUGCUUUUUGGCGCUAUGUGUACAGUUUGAUGAUAUUGUUGUAACUGUAUUGUUGUUAGGACCACACUGCAGCACAUCUACCAAAUGAAACUAAAAUAGAACUAACUCAUGGAAUGAUAUUACUUUAAUCUGUCUUUA
Messenger RNA from Aplysia californica (California sea hare), 1444 nucleotides. Its product is annotated as voltage-gated hydrogen channel 1. Gene Ontology annotation, cellular component: plasma membrane. Gene Ontology annotation, molecular function: voltage-gated proton channel activity. NCBI's taxonomy places the organism in Eukaryota, Metazoa, Mollusca, Gastropoda, Aplysiida, Aplysiidae. The coding region runs from base 195 to 1040 and encodes 281 amino acids. Gene Ontology annotation, biological process: proton transmembrane transport. The transcript is spliced from 5 exons. The record is from RefSeq and is a predicted model, not a curated record.